Jaculus jaculus (lesser Egyptian jerboa) is the source of this 1454-nucleotide messenger RNA. It is a transcript of the gene Hnmt, whose product is annotated as histamine N-methyltransferase. The record is from RefSeq and is a predicted model, not a curated record. Lineage: Eukaryota; Metazoa; Chordata; Mammalia; Rodentia; Dipodidae. The transcript has 6 exons. Bases 304 to 1182 code for a protein of 292 amino acids. Gene Ontology annotation, molecular function: N-methyltransferase activity.
ACAGGAAGUGAUUUGAGCGCACUCUGCUCUGUGGCCUUCCAGAACUUCGGGAGUUUAGCAAGCUUUAGGGACGGAUUCACCGCGCUGCCUUCCUACCGCUUUAAGUGAGGGGUAAAGCACGAAGUCCUGCCCAAGCCCUGGCUCGCUGAGCUCCGCACGCCAGCCUUGAGAGCCUAAAGUUCAAGGCCACCGGCAAGCUUAGCGUUUAGAAGCUGGUGGGGGUGGGGAGAGAAAAGAGGGAACUGGGAAGAGGGGAGGAAGUUCAACGUCGAUCCCUUCCCUGCCUUCCUCAGGAAAGCCAAUAUGGCAUCUUCCCUGAGAAGCCUGUUCACCGACCAUGGCCGAUACGUAGAGGCUUUUCGGAGUUUUCUCGGUAAUUCCACGGAACACCAGUGCAUGCAGGAAUUCAUGGACACGAAGCUUCCCGACAUAAUAGCAAGGAUUGGAGAUGCAAAAUCAGAAAUUAAGAUUCUAAGCAUAGGCGGAGGUGCAGGUGAAAUUGAUCUUCAAAUCCUUUCCAAAGUCCAAGCUCAAUUCCCAGGUGUUUGUAUCAACAACGAAAUUGUUGAACCAAGUGCUGAACAAAUUGCCAAGUACAAAGAGCUUGUAGCCAACACAUCAAACCUUGAGAACAUAAAGUUUGCUUGGCAUAAGGAGACAUCAUCUGAAUAUCAAAAUAGAAUGAUGGACAAGAAAGAGAUUCAAAAGUGGGACUUUAUUCAUAUGAUUCAGAUGCUGUAUUAUGUAAAAGACAUCCCAGCUACUGUGAAAUUCUUCCAUAGUCUCUUAGCUACUAAUGCUAAGAUUCUCAUUAUUCUUGUGUCAGGAAGUAGCAGCUGGAAGAAGCUAUGGGAAAAGUAUGGAUCGCGCCUACCCCGGGAUGACCUCUGCCAGUAUGUCACAUCGUCUGAUCUCACUCAGAUGCUGGAAAACCUGGGGAUUAAGUAUGAGUGCUAUGACCUCCUGUCCACCAUGGACAUUACUGACUGUUUUAUUAAUGGCAACGAAAAUGGAGCCCUGCUUUGGGAUUUUUUGACAGAAACCUGCAACUUUUGCAAAACAGCCCCACCAGAUCUCAAAGCAGAAAUUAUGAAAGACCUCCAAGAGCCAGAAUUUAGUGUGAAGAAAGAGGGGAAGGUUCUUUUUAAUAACAGUCUGAGUUUCAUGGUGAUUGAGGCAUGAAUCACAAGAGUAUCCAAAAAUCAUAUUUUGAACAAUUAUUGAUCAUAUAUUUACAUAUUAAAUAAAAAUGCUUACCAUAAUAUGGAUAACUUGUUGUCUCUUAUAAAUGACAUUUAAAAACAUUCUAAGAUGUUUGGAUUUGUAUACAGCAUCAUGUGGGGUACUAAUAGUCAUAUCCUGUCCCUGCAAGACCACUUGCAGGCUGAACUUCACCUAAACUAAAAACAUGAAACUUGAGUGUCAUAGAUAAUAAAAUCCUUUUCUUCUGCUUA